Liolophura sinensis is the source of this 1053-nucleotide messenger RNA. RefSeq names its product melatonin-related receptor-like. Gene Ontology annotation, cellular component: membrane. Gene Ontology annotation, molecular function: G protein-coupled receptor activity. The coding region runs from base 1 to 1053 and encodes 350 amino acids. Gene Ontology annotation, biological process: G protein-coupled receptor signaling pathway. NCBI's taxonomy places the organism in Eukaryota, Metazoa, Mollusca, Polyplacophora, Chitonida, Chitonidae. The record is from RefSeq and is a predicted model, not a curated record. The transcript is spliced from 2 exons.
AUGGCGAAUGUAACCCAGCUUAGUUACGGAAGAUACCAGUUCGUGGAGACCAGGGCCGAAUUGGCGAUCCCUUGUAUUGUCAUCAUUACACUGGCAUCUGUCAUUGGGACAUUUGGUAACAGUCUCAUUUUAACGGUAUUGAUCAAGUAUCGAGGACUGAGAAGUACAGAAGCGAUUUUCAUUGGGAACCUGGCUGUCUCGGAUAUGUAUGUCACUUUGGUAGCGGAUCCCAUGAGUGUUCUAGCAAAAUUAGAAGGAGAGGACUUUUUCGAGAUUUAUCCACUGCUGUGCAAGACGAUUGGUUGCAUGUGUACAAUCUCCUGUGUGUGUUCUCUACUCACCAUCGGCGGGAUGGCCUUCAAUCGUUACUUCCACAUCUGUAACUAUUCUGUCUAUCGCACCUUGUUCACAAAACGCAGCGUUAUCCUCAUGUGCCUCUCCUUCUGGUGCACUGGAGUGAUUCUAGUACUGAUUAACUUGGCCGGUGUUGGAGACCACUCCUUUGACCGGAAGUCAUUGGAGUGUAUAUGGGACAGGAUGGCUUCGCGCGCUUUCACUGUUGUCUUCUCGGUCGUGAUGGUGUGGAUCCCGCUCUGCUCAAUAUCAUUCUCGUACAUCAAAAUAUACCAGCACGUCAUGAAGAGCAAGAAGCGGGUCCAUGUGGCUACGGUGGAUAGUAUGACCUUACCAAAUGCCACAGGAAACCCCAAACUCGUUCCAAAAGGCAUGAGAGAAAGAGAUAACGAACGAGGACUUCGUCUGGCCAAGACUCUUUUUGUGAUCUAUGCCGUGUUCACAGUAUGCUGGCUACCCUAUGCACUCCUCAUCGUCGUAGACUGGAGGGACGAGUUCGCGCACGAGCUUCACCUUCUCAUUACGAUGACCGCACACCUACAUCCAUCCCUCAACUUUAUCGUCUACUACGUCACCCAUCAAAAAUUUAGACGCGCAUUUACGGACGUCUUUAAGCGAUGCGCCCAAAUUCGUCACCGGCGCACACAACCAAUGGCAACAACUCGCAGUUUUACCAGCAAUGAUAAAAGUGAUCAGUGA